AUGAAGCGAUCGAUUUCACUAUUGUAUCUCGCGUCAAUCGCGUCAGGUACGCUCGCCGCAAAGAGGCCAUUCAGUAUCCACGACGAUGUACUUGCAUAUCCCCAGUACAAAAUCUCGUUCCCAGAAGAAUACGUCCUCGAAAGCGAAGCCAAUAUAAUCCUCCAACGACAAGCCGAUCGAUCAUCCAACGACGUAGCCUCCUCAAAUAUUGACUCUGAUAAACGAGAUCUACAACACCAUGCAUCACAGAGACCAAUAGGUGGCUGGAAAGAAACCGGCAAGAAGAAAGGGGCAGCCCUAGACUGGGACCCUGAACUUUCACUCAAUCAUUUCAGCUAUGAAGAGAUGAAACUCGAUGGGCUACGUUAUCUUUGCAAUAUUCCGAGAGUCAGCAACGGAGCGGGAAACCAUACAACCGCUGGAACUACUGAUGGAGGUGAUGGAGCUAAGAAUCCAACGCAGGACGAGAAUGAGAUUGCUCGCGCUACCGAUCGAGGUUUGGAGUUAUUGAAGGAAAUGGAAGACACAUGCAUGUAUUACGUCUCGGGAUGGUGGUCGUACUCGUUCUGCUACAAGAAGCAGGUCAAGCAGUUCCACGCCAAAUCUGGUCCCGGUGUUCCCAAUUAUCCACCCAUUGAAGACCCGACCAGUCACUCAUUCGUUCUCGGGAAAUUUCAGCAGGACGAUGAUGAUGAGUCCGAGACUGAUUCUAGCAGCGGCAGCAAACAUGCAAAGGCGAGUUCCGCCGAAUUACAAACCAAAGGUGAAUCGAGAUAUCUUGUCCAACGACUGUCUGGCGGAACGGUCUGUGAUCUUACGGGGACUGAGCGCAAGAUUGAAGUACAAUUUCACUGCCAUCCUCAGUCUACGGAUCGGAUUGGAUGGAUCAAGGAACAGACAACUUGCUCUUAUUUGAUGGUAAUCUAUACGCCACGUCUGUGCCACGAUGUCGCGUUUCAACUACCCCAAUUCGAGGAUACACAUUCAAUCCAGUGCCGAGAGAUCCUGGCACCUGAUGAAAUCGCAGAUUUUGACGCCAUGAAAGCUCACCAUGAUCAACAACAACUCAUUAAUGCUGACAGCGAGAAAGCCCAAUUCGUCGGUGGCAUCGAAGUUGGCGCAAAGCAAGAAGUCGGAUCCGAGGGCAAAGUGAUUGAGAAAGGCCGCAUGGCCAGAAUCGGCGAGGAGACUGUUCAAAUAAUUGCCAAGCGAGAAAAUGGCGAGCUUGUGCAAUUAUCCAACAAGGAUCUUAAGAAAUAUAAUCUGAAUCCCAAGGAGGUAGAAGCCUUUGCGAAUCAGUUGGAUGAAAAGACGAAGGGCGGCGAUUGGAGGUUAGAGAUUGUGGAGAGUAAUGGAGAAGCUAGUUACCGGGCAAUUAUCAGUUCGAGUGAUGAUGAAGAUGAUAAUGGCGAGGCUGGUGAGGGGAAGAAAGAAGGAGCAGAACAGACCAAGGACAAAUCACCUCCUGCCAAGGAAACCAAGGCAGAUGAAAUUCCUCCUUCAAAUGAGGAACCGGGCAGCGAGGAAACAUAUAAAGACGAACUAUGA
Talaromyces marneffei is the source of this 1548-nucleotide messenger RNA. RefSeq lists its product as uncharacterized. The transcript has 2 exons. The record is from RefSeq and is a predicted model, not a curated record. Gene Ontology annotation, cellular component: endoplasmic reticulum lumen. NCBI's taxonomy places the organism in Eukaryota, Fungi, Ascomycota, Eurotiomycetes, Eurotiales, Trichocomaceae. Gene Ontology annotation, biological process: retrograde protein transport, ER to cytosol; endoplasmic reticulum unfolded protein response. The coding region runs from base 1 to 1548 and encodes 515 amino acids.